ACCUACACAGUGCACUUACAGCCUAUACACACACUCUUCAGCCAGGGAAGAGGAAGUAAGGGCAUUUCUCGGGUCUUGGUUGUUGCACCAGACUCUGCAGUGUUGUGAAAUGUUCUCGGUGUUGCUGCUCUUGUGGAACAGGUUUCUCGCCUACUAUAAAUUCUAGAGACGGCGCUAAAAAUAAUGUAGUCGUGGGCGCGCUGCGGAUUCAGACCGGAUUUGGACGGAGGGCUCGUGCGCAAAUGGAUUCGGGCUGCGUCUCAAAGCGCAUAAGUCAGACACCGGGCUCGUUCUCGCGGGGUUGCCAUGGUUACGCAUCCUCCAGCGUAUAGGCUAGAUGAAGGAUGAAUUCAGAUAUUUUCCACCACCUUUUUUAAUUAGACUCUUAGUAAUCAGGCCUGGGAAUCUGGAAAUCUUUCGCUCGGUGAUGAUGACGACGAUGAUGAUGAUGAUGAUGGUCAGUGUUGGAUGCGGACUUGCGCGAGCCUUUAAACAGAGAGAGAAACUUUUCAGCCCACAUCUGGAUGCAGCAACAGCUGGAGCUGGAAUUGGGAAGCAAGGAUCACUCGCUGUGAUGAGAGAAAGAGGCAUGGCCAUGUUUUGGAGAUUUCUCUCCGCUCUCAGCUUCGACUGUCUGAAAGGGACCCCAGCUUCAUCUCAGAGGUCAUCUAUGAAGCUGGGAUCGAGCCAGCCGUCGAGUAUGGAGAGCAGCUCGUUGACCGGCAGUUUCUCUCCAGGCUCGGACCUUCAGCCUCACUGCCAGUGCUGCAUCUCCUACGCUGCCCACCUCAGACGCCUCUCCUGUGGCCACCUGUACUGCGAGCCAUGCACCGUCCGCAUCGUCAACAUGGCCUUCGAGGACAUCGAGGGUCUGUCUGAGUACCCCUGCCCCGUCUGCAAGUCCCUGCGCCACCUCAACGGCUUCGACUACUCGCCCACGGGGAGCCAGAGACGGCUAAUAGAGGACAAAGACGAGCAACGGAACUAAACCCAGACAGCUUCAUUUUUUCCCCACCGGACAGAAAACGGACACCACCGAGGACAUUGUGGAGAACAAAAAUGGAAACCCAUUUGCUGACCCAUGAAUGGACCAAAUGAUUACUUUGCAAUCGUGAAAAUGUAAAUAACACGCUAACAACAAAACAAAGCUAGCUAGCUUCGUUUAUGGAAAUUAAUAAGAAGAGCUGUAUAGCUAUGAUGAAAUAAUUAGUGGAACAUUUUUCAAACGAUUGUGAGACAUUUCCUGCCGUAAAAUGUGUCCACGUGUGAUUUGUGAUCGUUUCAGCCGAAGUGAACAACCGGUUUUCAUUUUAAUCUCCGCCCCCAUGGCGUCAUUAUACCAAAAAAAUGGAUCUAGAAAACAGAAUCACAUCCCAUUGUGAAGCGACUUCCUUAUUAUUAGAUCUUUUACGAUGUUACCUCAGCGCUGUCGAGUUCUGGAGUCUGAUUGGUUGAAUUAUUUCCUAUAGCAGCAGCUCUAACAGUAGCGCGGGGUUUCUAUUAACGCGCUCGGUCUGACGUGUUAUCGUUUCUAUAGCAACCGCUCGUUCACCGGUCCGUAUACGAAACGAAUUAAGAAGCGCCGUUUUCUGAGCAAACAGAAAAGUUUUUCGAACAGUCAGAUAUAAAACGGUCACCUUCAGGACGGAGGAGUUUACACUUCUUCUCAGAUCGUCAGUAACUCGAUCGUUCUGUUUCGUCUUUACUUCGGUAAGAGGAUAAAACCAGAGGACGGUGUGGUGAUGGAGCGACACUUUAUAGCUCUAUAACCUGAGGAACUUUUUAAAUUACAGAUGUAACUAUAAAGGGAUAAAAAGUACACUGUCCUGUAUGGUAAUGAAUGAAAAUCUCAUUGUCUCUAAGAACAGAGACUGCGCUUCAUCACACCAUCCCGUCGUUCAUUAUUUACCUCUAACGGCACGACUCGGUGUUUUAUUUCUUCCUUCGGUUUAUUUUCAGUGUUUGCUGCCUGAUUCUUAUGAAAGUUUGUUGCCAGGUGUUUGACUGUUUUUGUAUCCCGUGCUGUGGACGACAGUAUUGAGUAAAUUUUGCACUGAAAUAUCGACGAUGAACCUCCUGCUUCUUGUAAAGUGGUGGUGUAAAUAUUUAUUUUCAUACAAAUAUAAAAAUCAUCACAAAUCUCA
This is a messenger RNA of Tachysurus fulvidraco (yellow catfish), 2144 nucleotides long. RefSeq lists its product as uncharacterized. The transcript is spliced from 3 exons. Lineage: Eukaryota; Metazoa; Chordata; Actinopteri; Siluriformes; Bagridae. The coding region runs from base 338 to 988 and encodes 216 amino acids. The record is from RefSeq and is a predicted model, not a curated record.